Molecule: messenger RNA, 2719 nt
Organism: Populus trichocarpa (black cottonwood)
Lineage: Eukaryota; Viridiplantae; Streptophyta; Magnoliopsida; Malpighiales; Salicaceae
Exons: 4
Coding region: 131-2719 (862 amino acids)
Source: RefSeq, a predicted model, not a curated record
UCGAGGCCAAAUUCCACUGGUUUCUAGGGUUUUUAGGCAGUUUUAGUUUUCUACCGUAGGAUUUUCGUACAAUUUGCAUUGUUUUCAAUCUCUUGUGUGAUUGGUUUAUUUUGAGUUUUCUUGAAGAUUUAUGCCUGUAACCCGUUCUACUAAUCAAAUUCAAGUGCAGUUGGAUCUCGAAAUAGAAAACACUUUACGCAGGUUACGAAAGGAAGCUCGCCUCAACACCAUGGCUGUUGCACGACAACAAACACUCAAGGAGCUUGCUGCUCCUAACGUGGAAAACCAACUAUUGUGCAUAAACAUCGACCAUAAUGUAAACUUUGAGCUCAAAUCUGGUUUUAUACAUUUGCUACCAACAUUCAAUGGUCUUGCAGGAGAAGAUCCUCAUACUCAUCUCAAGGAGUUCCAUAUGGUUUGCAUUGGCAUGAAACCGAAUGGAGUUGACGAAGAACAGGUUAAGUUGAAAGCUUUCCCUUUCUCUUUAAAAGGGGCAGCAAAGACAUGGCUUUUCUCUAUUCUCCCAGGAUCUAUUGGAACUUGGAAUGCUAUGAAGAAGAUUUUCCUUGAGAAGUAUUUCCCAGCAUCUCGAGUUGCCAACAUAAGGAAAGAAAUAUGUGGGAUUCGGCAAUCUCAUGGAGAGACACUCUCCGAAUAUUGGGAAAGAUUUGAGCAACUCUGUAUUCAAUGUCCUCAUCAUCAAAUACCUGAUCAGCUGCUCAUUCAAUAUUUCUAUGAAGGAUUGAUGCCUACUGACCGUAGUAUCAUUGAUGCUGCAAGUGGAGGGGCAUUGGUAGAUAAGACACCCGAGGCUGCACGCCAAUUGAUCUCAAACAUGGCAGCCAACUCGAAACAGUUUGGCACUUGUGGGGAUUUCUCAAACAAACGAGUAAAUGAGGUAAGUGUUUCUAACCUUGAAAAUAAAGUUAAUGAUCUUACUUCUCUUGUGCGUUCUUUGGCUUGUGGAAAUGUACAGCAUGUAAAAGUUUGUAGCAUAUGUUCCUUACAAGGACAUGCCUCAGAUAGGUCAAGUAUUCAUAACUUGGAAAAGCAAAUGGGGCAAGUAGCUUCAAGUGUAGGGAAAUUGGAAGCACAAAUGAAUGGAAAGUUACCCUCCCAAGCAUUGAAUCCAAAAGAGAAUGUUAGUGCGAUCAUGCUGCGAAGUGGAAAAGAACUUGAAGAGCAAAGGUCGAAACAAAUUGAGAUGGAGGAAGAAGAAGAGAUAGAAACUGAAUUGAGUACAAAGAAGGAACAUCCUCCUCCUCCACAAACUGAAAUAAAGACCAACACUCCAAAGGUAAUUCCUCAAUCAAUGAAUUCCAAUUUUAAAACAAUUCCACCCUUUCCUAUGAAUUCUUCUAGGUCAAAGAAAGAGGACAAAGAAAAAGAGAUUUUAGAGGUUUUCAAGAAAGUGGAACUCAACAUUCCUUUGCUUGAUGCUAUGAAGCAAAUUCCGAAGUAUGCCAAAUUCUUGAAGGAGUUGUGUACUACCAAGAGAGCUUUCAAACUAAAAGGUCACGAAACGGUAAGUAUGGGUGAAGUUGUAUCUGCUAUUGUUCAAAAGAAUAUGCCUUUGAAGCAAAAAGACCCAGGUGCGUUCACUAUCCCAUGUGUUAUUGGUAAUGCUAGUUUCAAAAGGGCCUUGUGUGAUUUAGGUGCAUCCAUUAGUGUUAUGCCUAAACAAGUUUAUGAUUCUCUUAGUCUUGAGCCUUUGAAUAAAACUAGUAUUGUAAUACAACUUGCGGAUCGUAGUUUUGUUUAUCCACUUGGUAUGAUUGAAGAUGUCCUAGUCAAGAUUGAUAGUUUGGUUAUUCCAUGCGACUUUUAUAUUCUUGAUAUGGAACAUGAUUCUUGUGAUUCAUCAAACAACACUCCUAUAUUGUUUGGGAGACCAUUCUUGAAAACUGCCAAUACAAAGAUUGAUUGUGGUAAGGAUACUUUGUCUAUGGAAGUAGGAGAUGAAAAAAUUGAAUUUAAUUUUCAUGAUGCAAUGACAUAUCCUUAUAGCAAUGUUUAUUCUAUCACAUGUUAUGACCAAGUUGAUAAGUGUGUACAACAAUUUUGUGAUUUUGAUAGUAAGGAUGGAUUAAGCGUAGCUUUGAGCUAUGGCUAUGAUUUUACAAAGAUAAAACAGAUGGAGAGGCAUAUAUGUGUUCCCCAAAGCGUGUACCAAUCAGCAUUGGCUUUGCAAGCUUUUCAAACUGUCCCCCAUGAUGCAAAAGUCAUUCUCUCCAUCACGGACAGUGAAUGGGUGGCGUCUAUCCUUUUGGUACCCAAAAAGACUGGAACCACGUUUAAAGAGAUACAGAAUGAUGCUUAUGAGAAUGCAAGGAUUUACAAAGAAAAGACUAAUAGUCUUCAUGACCGAAUGAUUACAAGAAAAGAGUUUCAUGUUGAAGACAAAGUCCUUCUUUAUCAUUCAUGUUUGAAACUUUUUCCUAGAAAGUUGCACUCUCUAUGGGUUUUAAGUGUUGAUGGUGCUCGUAUGGGUCGUGAUAUUGAUCAUGUUAGAAUUGAAAUAGGUUCAAAUGUCGGUGGUUUUGUUAAGGUUGAUAAUGUUAUUGAUAUAUGCAGUUAUGAAAAAGUUAAGAGUAAUAGUAGUGAUGAGUUUGUUGAUAUAGACAAUGUAAAUGAGAGUAGGAAGUAUAGAAAGAGGAAGAUUGAUCCUGCCACUAGUUUUAAAUGUAAGAAGUUUAAGGUUAGAGUUAUGGUUCCAUAA